Neoarius graeffei (lesser salmon catfish) is the source of this 4356-nucleotide messenger RNA. RefSeq names its product CAP-Gly domain-containing linker protein 1-like. Gene Ontology annotation, biological process: positive regulation of microtubule polymerization; cytoplasmic microtubule organization. Gene Ontology annotation, cellular component: cytoplasm; microtubule plus-end; nucleus. The record is from RefSeq and is a predicted model, not a curated record. Gene Ontology annotation, molecular function: microtubule plus-end binding. Lineage: Eukaryota; Metazoa; Chordata; Actinopteri; Siluriformes; Ariidae. The transcript is spliced from 22 exons. The coding region runs from base 420 to 3266 and encodes 948 amino acids.
GACAGGCGUUGUGUAUUGUUUGUAAAAAGUAAAUAAAUAAAUAAAUAAAUAGGUAAAGCCGUUAUGGCUUGGUUUGUUUUAUGAAAUAUACUUAAUUUAGGUCUUUGUAACAAAGUUACUGCGCCAUAUUGUGCUAGUUAGCCGGGUUUGGGCGUGAGAAAGGAUGGAGCUGGUUUGCUAGCUUGCCUGCUAAGUGCUAAUGUUGCUAGUCUCAUACAUAGCGUCUGUUACCAACCGAGUGUGCGUGCACGCGCGUGCGCGUGUGUGAGAGAAAACUAACGGAACAAACCCCUGGGAUGCGGCUUAUAACAUUCCUUCACUUCUUGGGGUGGAGCGGUGCUUGAUUUAGGAGGAGAAAGGGUUAACUUCCCUCAUUUCCCUGCAAGGUUAACACCUUUACAUGCACAGAGCAGGGAAACAUGAGUACUGGGAAGCCAAGUGGUCUCAAGCCACCUACUAAGAUCAGUAGGCCUAGCUCUGUACCAACCAAGACCUCCCCUCCUUCAGCCACUGCAAAAACUUUAACUUCUCCAGGUCCUGGCGCUUCAGUUGUUAAUGACUCAGUGGCAGAGUUUAUUGUCGGCGAACGCGUAUGGGUGAACGGAAAUAAACCAGGAUAUGUUCAGUUUAUCGGUGGUACCCAGUUUGCGCCAGGCCAAUGGGCAGGCAUUGUUUUGGACGAGCCUAUAGGAAAGAACGAUGGCUCUGUCGCUGGAGUGCGCUACUUCCAGUGCGAGGACUUGCGAGGCAUCUUCACCCGGCCUUCCAAACUGUCCCGGACUCCUCUUCCAGAGUGUGAGGCCAAUGGUGCGCCAUCUUCCAUCAGCCAGGCGUCAUCUGCUCCUGUUCCUACUGCUGCUGCUGAUGAAGGCCAAGCCACCGCUGCUACUAAGCCCUCAACAAACCUGGCCACAGCAGCCAGCGGUUCUGUCUCCAACCUGUCUGAGACAGAUUCGACCAUGAAGGGAAAACGGGAGCUGAAGCUGGGUGAUCGUGUGCUGAUUGGGGGAACGAAGGCAGGCGUUGUGCGCUUCUUGGGCGAAACGGAUUUUGCUAAAGGGGAAUGGUGUGGGGUGGAGCUUGAUGAGCCACUUGGCAAGAAUGAUGGAGCAGUGGCUGGUGCCAGGUAUUUUCAGUGUCUGCCAAAGUAUGGUCUGUUUGCACCAACACAUAAAGUGACUCGCAUCGGUUUCCCUUCCACCACCAAAGCCAAAAGCUCAAGACGCAGGUCCACUCUGCAGCAUAGCCCCAGCGCCUCUUCAGUCAGCUCACUGAGCUCAGUCACCUCUUCUGUAGGAGGAAAACCCAGUCGCGCAGGCCUGCUGACAGAGACCUCAUCCCGCUAUGCACGAAAGAUCUCAGGGACUACGGCCCUGCUGGAGGCUCUGAAGGAGAAACAGCAGCACAUCGAGCAACUCUUGGCUGAGAGGGAUCUAGAGAGAACAGAAGUGGCCAAGGCAACCUGUCACGCCGGAGAGGUGCAGCAGGAGCUGGCCUUGCUCAGAAAAGGCCAGGAACAGUAUGUUCUUGAGAUGGAGGCUAAACUCGACCAAUUACGCAGGCUUGUAGAAACUGCAGACAGGGAAAAAGUGGAGUUGUUAAAUCAGCUUGAAGAAGAAAAAAGGAAGGUGGAAGAUCUUCAGUUCCGUGUGGAGGAAGCUUACAUUACCAAAGGUGACUUAGAGGUGGCCACAGUGUCUGAAAGGUCCCGGAUCAUGGAGCUAGAGAAGGAAGUAUCAGAGCUGCAGCUACGCCUUCGAUCUCAGCGAGCAGAAGCUGGAUCAGGCUCACCUCCAUUACAGGACAAAAAGGUUAGGGAGCUGAGCAAUGAGCUGGAGGCCAGACACAAGGAGGUGCUGCUCCUCCAACAGAGACUCAGCUCCUCUCAUCAGGAGAACACUUCCCUUCAGCAUCAGCUUGAUGAUUUGCUCAUUUGUGUUUCAUUAUCACAGAAGAAAAAGCUUGAUACAGAAGCUGAAGAAAGUAAAAAAAUUGCACUCUCCAUACAAGAGCUGCAGAGUAACAUGCAGGCAGACAAGGAACAACUGGAGCAGCUACGCAGCGAAAAGCAGAAGCUGGAGGAGGAAACAGCCUCGAGGAAACAGCUGGACCAACAACGGAAUGAGGAGCACAAGCAACAGGAGAAGGAGCUGCAGGAGAAACUAGACCAAGUGGAGCAGGAGUUGAGCAAAGUGCAGCAAAGGAGCACUGAGCUGGAGCAGAAGGUGGUUGAGCUGCAGAUGUUCAAGGACAAAACCCAGAGUAUCCAGUCUGCAGACACUCUCAAACAACUAAAAGAAAGAAAUCAAGAGCUGCACCAGGAGAUAAUGAUGGCACAAAAUCUGGACUGCUUGAGUCAAGCGAGACCUCUCCUACAAACAAAAUUGCAUGCAAAGCUUGAAGCCCUGAAGCAGCAAAACUCCAAAUAUCAUGAGGAGCUUACCGUAUGCAAAGAGCAGCUCACUUCUGAGAACCAGCGCAUUGGAAGCCUGUGCAAAGAAAUUGAGGAGCUGAAGCUCUCAGCCAAUCAGAAGUCAUUGAGGCUUGUAACACUCCAGGAAGAAAAUGGGAAGUUGUCUCAGAAGCUGGACAGCAGUCGACAGUUCAAGGGUGAUCAUCUGCCUCCGGACAACCAGUCGGAGAUUAGGGAGAGGGAAAACUUCAACACUUUAAUAUCCGAGAAAGACAAAGAAUUAGAAGCAUUAAGAAAUGAGAUUGCAGUGUUGCGUGGAGAGAAUGCCGUGGCUAAAACACUGCAGGCAGCGGUGGAGUCUCUGGAACGGGACAAGGUGAAGCUGCAGAGCAGAGUGCACAGCCUCGAACAGAAGCUGGAGGGCGGACAGAGUGAUAUCCAGGAGGUGAAUUCCUCAGAUGCUGCCGCUAUAAGCCAGCUCAGAGAAGAGAAGGAGUUUGCUGAGGGACAGAUCAACUUCCUCAACUCAGUCAUCGUAGAUCUUCAGAGGAAGAACGAGGAACUGAAGGUGAAGCUGAAGAAAAUGGUCUUGGCUGAGUUCACUGGGAAUGACGAGAACAAUGGUUUGGGUGAUGUCAAGAAGAAGAAGAAAGCCCCACCACGUGUCUUCUGUGACAUCUGUGACUGUUUUGACCUGCACGAUACAGAAGACUGUCCCACCCAAACGCAGUCUCCCGAUUCGCCUCCUCACAGCACGCAUCAUGGCAACCGCAGAGGAGAACGGCCCUACUGCGACAUCUGCGAGGCGUUUGGUCACUGGACAGACUCCUGUAACGAUGACCAAACCUUUUAAACCUUUGUUCUGAAAAACAGGCAAAGCACAAAAUAUUUUGACGUAGGUAAGCUCUUAUUUUUGUAUGCUCUAUGUGUGAUCUAAAGCAUUCCUGUCAACUGAAGGCAACGUGAUGCUACUUUAUCGGAAGGUAAAGGUGAGACGUCCUGCUUGUGCUUCAUUAAUAUCAUUUUGUGUGUAGCGUAGAUCAUAUUUUGACAGUGAUCUGACCUCCUUGUGAUAAAUGAACACUUAUCCACGGGCUCAUGAAAGUUUUUGCGCCAAAAGACGUUUAAGCUGACCAAUAGUAAAUUAUUGCACUGCUCACUUUAAAUGCAUUCCUUGUUACAUAAUGAGAACAUAUUUUUAGCUGCCAGUUGUCUAAGUUAUUCUUUUAUAUUCAAUGUCAAAAAGAGGUAGAGACUCUGUCUUAUGAAUGGCUUUUUAAGUGUUUUUACAUUGUGUACUAAAAUGAGUAAAACACAACUUUGCAUCACUCUGUAUAGCUGUAAUAUUUAUAUUAAAGACAGCAUUUACAAAUUAACUUGUUAAACUCCAAAAAAACAAAACGAAACAAAGAUUUUCGGGUUUCUGCAAUUUCAUAUUAUGCAAAGAUAACUGUAUGUUUUGGGGCAUUUUUCCUUUGUUUAAAUGACAUUAUAUACACGGCAGGCCAAAAGUACCGAAGCAGAUUGAAGAAAUUGAAACCAGAACCAUACCAGCAUAAACCUCAUGAAAAGACGCCUUGAAUAUAUCACUGUUAUUAGAGCUAAAGAAGAAGAUAUUGAUGAUUAUAAUGUUGAAUUGAAGUAACGUCUGUAAAAAUCGGAUGUAGUGUACUGAUGUACAGUAAUGCUGCAGACAUUUCUGUCUUUUGUUACUGUAAAUAUUUAUAUUUGUGUCAGUUACCUCUAUUCGUUUAUACACCGACUUCCAUACUUGUGGCCUGUGGUGUCUUUCAUCGGACAGUUGCAGACUGUCCAAUGAUCCAAAUGUUUCUAAAAACAGCAAAAUAUAAUUCACUAAUAUUCUAACGUUACAAGAGUCUGUAAUUAUUGUACUGUUCAGGAAGUGUAUACACACUAAUUCUAUAUAAAUCAUAAUGAACAAA